AAUUCGCGAGUUAGAAAAUAGAUAAAGAAAAAGCAUUUCUUUAUGACCGCAGUUAGACAUCGUUUUGGCAGAAUUGCAAAUCUAUUGUAAGCUAGUACUGUUUACUACAGGAGAGAAUCCACUCAGCCCACUUACCGGGCUAAAUUCGAUGGAGACAAGCGACGAACUACAAUUCARUGUCCGGAAGUUUUGAACAACUGACAUCUAUAUGGCUCGACCAUUGACGAAAUAACACUCACUAAUGGUAAUAUCACCUUGGUUAUUCAACGGGAAAGAAUCARUUCUYGAACGGCUGCAWGAAUGGCUAACAACACAAGUUUUCACGAGGGUUUUUCAUGUCAGCCUUUGUCUCCAACAAGUGCUGUAAUUAUUGGGAAAAUCUGGGCUUAUUCUAUUCUCAUUCCCGCCUCGUUAUUUGGCAAUAUUUUAACAAUCGURGUCAUCUAUGCCAACAAAAACUUAAGGCGACCGUUGGAUUUCUUUAUAAUGAAUAUGGCAAUUUCAAACUUGUUUAUUCCUUGUGUGGUMCUUCCUUAUCAAAUAGUGAAGACAGCAAAUAACGCAAACUACUGGCUUGUUGACGGCCUUGUUGGGGAAUUCAUGUGCAAGUUUGUAUUCAUUCUAGCAGAUAUGUGUCCAGUGGUUUCUAUCUAUAGUCUUAUUGGCAUGACAGGAGAGAGAUUCGUAGCCGUUAUCUAUGGAACAAAGGCYCCGAGGAAUUCGAUAACUCGYCGAAUAGUGUUAAUAUGGAUUUUGUCAUUUAUUCUCUUUACCCCGUACUUCUACACGUUUCGUCUUCAUCGCUUAAACAACAACUGGUAUUGUUUGCAACGAUGGAGUCCUCUUCUCGAUCACGUGGCAGCUUAUAGAAUACACAUGACAAUUCUAGUAGUUGUUUGUAUAAUACUUCCAUUUUGCCUAUUGACCGCCAUGUAUGCAGUCAUCUUGAUAACCUUGACCAAAUGUCUACCGUACUUUAAGCCGGAGUCAAAAAAUGGAAGAGAGCGUCGGUACAAAGCAAUACGCAGUACAAUUACACAAGCUUUGGCCCUAGUAGCUGUGUUUGGYYUGUGCUGGGGACCUUACAAUGUCAUGGUAUUAGUCUGGGGGUUYGUAUGGAAUUGGUCAAAUUUUCCCUCUUGUGAUGUACGCUUGUUGUUUAUUUGUGCUCAAUUYAUGACGUACUCAGACAGCUGCGUUUCACCUUCUGUUUACUUCAUUUUCUUUCCAAGAUAUAAGCGUGCCAUGAAACGAGUUUUUAACUGCAGAUCUGUCAAGUGAGAUGCUGAAUGUGAAUAACAACCUUUUGCCAUAGUAUUGWAACUCAAACUAAAAUUUAGAUUGGAUUAUACGGUGAAGAAGCGAAAUAUUUCCUUAUCCCCGGAUAAUGGAAAAACUAAUUGUAAAAGAGUUCGUUUAUUGCCUCUGAAGACCAUAAUAGUUCUUCAAAGAAGUGAGUAGCAAUUUAAAAUGAAUUUCUCAUUUAAAGAUGAGAGGAGGUCGCUUAAAAAAACUAAACAUGCAAAUCACUGGGUCAUCGGAAACUGCUAUCAAAUCACAUGAGAAAACCUACAGGCAAAAACCAACAGAAUGCAACAUGCGUUCAUGUAAUGAAAGAUAUAUAUUAUUAACAGUGAAUUUAUUGAUUGCAAUCUAUAGUUCACAAAUAAUGUAUAUUGCAGACAUAAAGAUAGAAUAAAUAAACAUUUGUGAUUUUGAGAUGGUGCGUCAUUUGGAUAGGUUAUCUCAUCAUCGAAUUUUAACCGAAAAACAACCAAACGUAUCAACUAAUCUAAAGAGUGCGACACACAAAGGAGGCAGACUUGCUGAGCUAGCCGACGAUGACAAAUUAUUAAAAUUUUAGUACACCUUGAGGCAAAAGAUUUUAUUAAAUACUCAUAAGUGGCUUGUCAAAAAAAAAGAGAGAGAAAAAAACCGAGCUCGAAUUACAAAGUUUGAGCUGAUAAAAUCUUGACAGACUUUAGGAUUUACAUCAUGGUUGUCAGUUGUAGACAAAAUAGAUACUAGAUAAAACACACCAUUCUGUGUUCGAAAACGUUUAUAGGCUUUUAAAAAUAGUUCUUCAAUAAAAUAUACUAUAGAGAUAUUAAA
Messenger RNA from Exaiptasia diaphana, 2112 nucleotides. RefSeq names its product galanin receptor type 1-like. The record is from RefSeq and is a predicted model, not a curated record. Bases 301 to 1281 code for a protein of 326 amino acids. NCBI's taxonomy places the organism in Eukaryota, Metazoa, Cnidaria, Anthozoa, Actiniaria, Aiptasiidae. Gene Ontology annotation, molecular function: G protein-coupled receptor activity. The transcript has a single exon. Gene Ontology annotation, cellular component: membrane. Gene Ontology annotation, biological process: G protein-coupled receptor signaling pathway.